This is a messenger RNA of Diospyros lotus (date-plum), 1647 nucleotides long. Its product is annotated as ubiquitin-conjugating enzyme E2-23 kDa. Bases 252 to 764 code for a protein of 170 amino acids. Gene Ontology annotation, biological process: protein polyubiquitination; ubiquitin-dependent protein catabolic process. The transcript has 6 exons. NCBI's taxonomy places the organism in Eukaryota, Viridiplantae, Streptophyta, Magnoliopsida, Ericales, Ebenaceae. The record is from RefSeq and is a predicted model, not a curated record. Gene Ontology annotation, molecular function: ubiquitin conjugating enzyme activity. Gene Ontology annotation, cellular component: nucleus.
UACCAAUAUUUAAAGGGGCCUAAUCGCAAAUACAAUCUAUUUUAUCUCCAAGUUUCACUCAUUGAUGUCUGAACCAGUUUUUGCUUCUCUCAAGUUAACUCCUUUCUUUAUCUCUCUCUGUCUCUCUCUUUCUCUCUCUCUCUUGCCCCUUCUCUCUCUACAACUCGUUUCUUCUCUUCUCUUCUCUUCUCUAUCUUUGCUUCUCAACCUACGGAACCGAAGGAAAAGGCGACAAGUUUCAGGGAAAAAUCAUGUCUUCCCCAAGCAAGCGCAGAGAGAUGGACUUGAUGAAACUGAUGAUGAGUGAUUACAAGGUGGAGAUGAUCAAUGAUGGGAUGCAAGAGUUUUAUGUGCAUUUCCAUGGGCCCAGUGAUAGUCCUUAUCAUGGAGGUGUGUGGAAGAUAAGGGUUGAGCUUCCAGAUGCUUAUCCAUAUAAAUCUCCUUCAAUAGGUUUUGUCAAUAAAAUUUACCACCCAAAUGUCGAUGAAAUGUCAGGAUCUGUGUGUUUAGAUGUCAUCAAUCAGACCUGGAGCCCUAUGUUUGAUCUUGUUAAUGUGUUUGAAGUGUUCCUGCCACAACUUUUGUUGUAUCCUAAUCCAUCAGACCCAUUGAACGGGGAGGCUGCAGCUCUCAUGAUGCGAGACCGGACGGCUUAUGACUUAAGAGUUAAAGGAAUGUAUCUCACUGCACACAUAAAAAUAUGUAGGAGUUGGAUAAUUGAAGCAAUAUCCUUUUCUACUGUAAAAAAAAAAAAAAAGGAAUAGAUGAUGAAAGUAGAUCUUCAGGACAAAUCUACUCUUUUCCUUCAUGUUUUCGCGUCCUCCCUGAAGAACAUGGAACUGUUGCUAGUAAAAAGUGAUGAAGUUUAUCCUUGAAUAGACUGCCAUUCUUUGUUUUGUUCGUGUGAUUAAGGUGAGUACAGUCAUCCUGAUUCUAACUUAAGUCUCUCUGAAUUCUGAAAUAAGUUCAGAUGCAUCUAUACUGACCUUUCAAGACAGUAUUAGACUGGUGCGGGAUGGCAGCAAACCAAAGUAUAGCACUGUCUGCUUGGGAGUAAUUCUUGAUCUUAUUUUUUCUACUAAGAAAACAAGUAGUUUUUUGGCGAAUUUGGUUGCUGAAUAAAAUAUUGUUUUUAGUUGUUGAAUUUUUUUUUUCUCCUUGCAUUGUUAUCUUUGCAAUCUGUGCAAUAUUCAAUUUCCAGAAUUCUUUCCAACACCUUUGCCACCAUUUUAGCCUCUGUAGUGCUGCCAUUACCCCUUGUUGCACCCAAAUUGCUAUCACUGUUCUCUCACUAUGAGGACCAGAUGUUUCUUCUUCUUUUUUUUUUUUUUUAGUAAGAUAAAGAUGAAUUUCUUUUUUUUUGUUAGGCUAAAAGAUAAAGAUGAAUUUCAUUAUUAACAUUGUUACCACUACUUACAUUGACCAACAAUGCUAGAAGCCUAGAACUUCUUUAAUGCACCUUUAGCCACCUCAUCAAAGAUGGUUUUUUUUCUUGAAAUUACUUGCACUACUGUUUCUAAACAUGUUUUUACUUUUAACCAUAAGCAAUAAGAAGCUGCAUUUACUUAGAUGGGGGCAAAAUAAAUUUUUGCUUCGGGGUUAACAAGCUUUCACUAAUACCGAGCCUCAGCUUCAUGAAGCUUUGAG